UAUGAAAGGUUCUAUUGUCGGAUUGUGGCUGCUAACCGCAGUUAUUACAUUGAAUCCGAUAGCCAAUUCAGAGGUUGUCGGUUAUCGUCUAAGCAGAUACAUACGCCCAUCGUUUUAUAAUUUAUCUAUCAAUAUCCAAGACGAUGCAUCGAAUCCGGGCACAACGUUUAAUGGCGAAGUCGCCAUAACUCUGCAGUCGAAUCAGAGCAACUUACUGGAAAUAACUUUACAUAAAAGGCUUCUUAAUAUAACACGCUGCUUGCUAUACAAUAAGGAUGGUCGCCUGCAACAAGGUAUUGCAGCUAGUCAACUGCGGUAUGACAAUGAGACUGAACUGCUGACAGUGGCUCUUUUGCAGCCAUUGAUUGCUAAUGCAAACUACACGUUGUACUUUAAGUACUCAGGGAAAGUACAAUCUGAUACGUUAGGUCUAUUUUCAAAGGAAAACUGGAACUCUGGGAACUCUAGUGCCAGAGCUCACAAAGUGUUUUUAACACAAUUCGAAUCUAUAGAUGCCCGAUUUGUAUUUCCCUGUUUUGAUGAACCUGCAUUCAAGGCAAAGUUUCAGCUUCACAUUGGUCGACCAAGUGGCUAUUAUGCCGUCAGCAACACUAGAUUGAUACAAACAACAAAUGAGGGCAAUCAUUAUUUUGUGGAUCACUUUGACGUAACUCCCACCAUGUCCACAUAUCUAGUCGCCUUUCUAAUAUCAAACUAUCAGGCUCGAGGCAAUAUUAGCGACUUUGCUGUUUUAUCAUCGCCGGAACAUUACAAUAAGACAGAGUUCAGUUACAAUGUUGGAAAACGCGUAGUGAUGGCAUUCAAUGAACUAUUCCCCAUAUCAUAUAAACAAUUGGGAAAUGACGUCCUACUUUUUGCGAGUGUACCUUCGUUUGAUAUCGUCGGCAUGGAGAAUUGGGGCCUCAUAUUUUACAGCGAAGAACUACUGGUGCAAAAACCCGGCUACACUGACGGUUUUGUGCACAAAGAGUUUACUUGCCGAAUGAUUGCACAUGAGAUGGCCCACAUGUGGUUUGGAAACAGUGUCACCUUAUCCUGGUGGAGUCAUUUCUGGUUAAAUGCAGGAUUUGCCCGUUUGUAUGAGAUCCUCGUCACACAUAAGCUCUACCCAGAAUAUCAUUUGGAUCAACAGUUUGUUAUACAUCUUCAGACGAUAUUUGAUGAAGACGCUAUGAAUAGUUCCCAACCAUUAAGUAGUUCCGAAUCGAGCAUACAAACAGAAUCUGAAUUUGAAGAACUUUUCGGAAGUUUUUCAUAUGAAAAGUGUGCUAGCAUUAUUCGAAUGUGGCGAAGCGCAAUGGGAGCCGUCAACUUUGAUAACACAAUUAAUAGUUACCUGAAGCAAUAUCAUUUAAAAAACACAAAUCCCAGCGAUUUGUUCGCUCAUCUCAAGCAAAACUGGCCAGCUCAACCUGAAGUUGUUUUGGAUACGUUCUUUUCCGACUUCACGGAGCAGGUGGGCUACCCAAUGGUCAUUGUGAACAUCACCCAGGAUAACCAAAAAAUAAUUCUACGCCAAAAACGUUUUCUGUAUAAUUAUGAUGACGGUAGUGAUGCCACUUUACGUUACACCAUUCCAAUUACGUUCGCCACGAAUGUGAAGAACACAUUUGAUAAUCUAACACCUUACACGUACUUCGAUAAGAAUAACACUACGGUUGAGAUCUUUUUCAAGGAACCCAUUGAAUGGAUAAUCUUGAACCUUAAGCAAACUAGUUACUAUCGAGUGCUCUACGACAAACCAAUUCUUGCCCAACUUAAACUGGCCCUCUCCAAGAACGGACACAGUUCAAUUCCAGUUGAAAAUCGUGCACAGAUUAUUGACGAUCUCUUCAACUUUGCUCACCCUGGAAUGAUUGAUUACGUGGAUGUGUUUGAAUUUUUAGAGUAUUUGAAAAACGAAUUCGAUUAUGUUCCGUGGUAUGCUGCCUACAAAGGUUUGAUAAGGGUAUCGCAACGAUUAACCCCACAUCAAUUGCCCUAUUUCGCGAAAUAUCUUAAUAAUAUUACAUCCGCGGUCUUCGCCAAGCUAACUGUCAAAUCGAAUAGCAACGAUACAGUAAUGGAUGUGUAUAAUCGACAAUUGCAAGUGUCUCUCCUCUGUAAAUACCAAAAUACCGAAUGCAAUAACCAAGUAAAACUUAAUUUUGAGGCGGAUCUCGAGAAGCCUUCCCCAGAUUAUCGUGAAACCUUUUUACUGUGCAGCAGCACGCACAACAGGUUAUGCCCGAAUCCUCGAUCUAUAUUCAAGAUUGUUGAGAAUAAGACCGUUGGCGUGACACAGAUGUAUGAGGAGAAUCCCGAUUUAAUUACACCCAUUUUAUCCAUGCUAGCAGAGAACAUUACGAAGUGGAGCAAUUUUUUGGGCGAUUCAUGGGAAACGUUAGUAAUGUUGAAUAAAAUGUCUGAGUCCUUCACAACCGUGGAGCAGGCAAAUCUAUUCGCUGAAUUGAUCGAUAAAAAUUCGGAAUUCUUUGGUACAGACGUUGAAGUGCUUGAAUCCGCUCUGGAAAGAGUAAAAAAGAACCUAGAUAUUGAGCUUGCUCUCAGCAUGAAAGGUUCUGGCAUCGGAAUGCGGCUUCUGGCCGCCGCUGUCAUAUCACUUCUGAUAGCCACUUCGGACUGUGCCGGUUAUCGUCUCAGCAACAACGUAUGGCCAUCGUUCUACAACUUAACCAUUAAUAUACAAGGCGAUACCACAAAUCCGGGCAGCACAUUCGAUGGAGAAGUCGCAAUAACUUUGCAGACAAAUCAGAGCAACUUACAGGAAAUUACACUCCACAAAGAUGCGCUAGACAUCUCAAGCUGUUCGCUCUAUAACCAGAAUGGUCUCUUACAACAGAGUGUGGCAACGGCUUCGCUGAUAUUUGACCAAGAGACACAACAGCUGACAGUGCCGCUGUCUCAAGCGCUGACUGCCAACGUGAAUUAUACGCUGCACUUUCAGUUCACAGGGACUGUAAGAACUGAUUUGGUUGGCUUAUUCUCGGCCAGCUAUGUGGAGCCAGAGAGUGGCAAGACCAAAUGGGUUCUGCUGACACAGAUGCAGCGCAUCAAUGCCCGGCUUGUGUUUCCCUGCUUCGAUGAGCCAGCCCUUAAGGCACAGUUUGAAGUACACAUUGGGCGACCAAAUGGCUUCAACUCGAUCAGCAACACUCGAUUGAAAGCAACAACAAGCGAUGCAGCUAAUAAUCGCUAUGUGGAUCACUUUGAAGUGACGCCUUUGAUGUCGACCUAUCUCUUGGCAUUUGUUAUCUCCGAGUAUUCCCGAGUACAGGGAGACACAGAGUUGGCUCUAUAUUCACGGCCAGAGAAUAUUAACAAGACAACAUUCAGUUACAAGGUUGGACAACAAGCGCUGGCCGCCUACAAUGAGAUAUUCCAACUACCAUACAAACAACUGGGAAAUGAUGUGCUGCAAUUCACGAGCUCGCCUCGUUUUCCCCACAACGGCAUGGAGAACUGGGGUCUUAUCAUUUACAGCGACGCUGUGCUGGUGCAGGAUGCUGGCUAUACUGACGGCCUCAAGGAUCUGGAGUUCACCACUCGCAUCGUUGUGCAUGAGGUGUCCCAUAUGUGGUUUGGCGACAGUGUCACCUUCUCCUGGUGGAGCUACUUUUGGCUCAACGAAGCCUUUGCCCGCUACUACGAGUACUUCAUGACUCACCUCCUGAGUCCAGAGUAUCAGUUGGAUCAACAGUUUGUUGUGCGACAACUGCAGUUAAUCUUACGCACAGAUGCCGUGGCCAGCACACAACCCAUGACCAGUCUGGAGGCAAAUGUGCAAACUCCUGCUCAGAUUGCCAACAAGUUCAGCAGCAUCGCUUAUGCCAAAGGCGCUAGCAUCGUUCGCAUGUGGCGGAAUAUUAUGGGAGGCGAAAACUUUGAGAAGUCCAUCAACAGCUAUCUAAAAGAAUACCACUUGAAUUCUACCAAGCCCAGCGAUUUGUUUGCCCAUCUUAAGCAAAAUUGGCCAGCUCAGCCUGCAGUAGAUUUGGAUGAGUUCUUUACCGACUACACGGAACAGGAAGGUUAUCCCAUGAUCACAGUGAACUUCACCGAGGAGAAUCACCGAGCUGUGCUAAGACAGAAACGCUUUUUAUCCAAUCCUGGAGAUGGCAGCAAUGCCACAAUUCUCUACACUAUUCCGAUAACAUUUGCGACGAAUUUGAAGCCCAACUUCCAAAACAUGACGCCUGGGAUUUAUUUCAGAAAAAAUAUAACUCAGGUUCAAUUGAAUUCCCAGAAUCCACUCGACUGGAUCAUACUAAAUGUCCAGCAAUCCAAUUACUAUCGUGUGCUCUACGACACUCCGAUUUUGAACAACAUUCAACUGGCUUUGACUCAGUCUGAUCACAGUUCCAUUGCCGUUGAGAAUCGUGCCCAGCUCAUCGAUGAUCUUUUUAACUUUGCCUAUGCCAAAAUGUUGGAUUACGCCGAGGUCUUCCAGUUUAUUGAGUAUAUGAGCAAGGAAGUCCAUUACAUUCCCUGGUAUGCGGCCUACACUGGCAUGGAGCGUGUGGCAAAGCGUUUAACGCCACAUCAGCUGACAAAUUUCGAGAAAUAUCUGAAGGACAUUACAGCGGCGGUCUACGCAAAGCUAACUGUCAAUUCAAGGGACUACGAUGUUCCGCUGGAUGUGUACAACCGAGAGAUGCAAGUGUCCUGGCUGUGCAAAUAUCAAAAUACCGCUUGCAACAACGACGUGAAGAUCAGCUUUGAGGGGAACGUGGAGCAACCAUCGCCAGACUAUCGUGAAACCUUCUACUGUGCAGCUGCUCGCACCACGGGCUAUGCUCGAGUGCUGGAGUUGUACCAGAAGGAAACAAAUAGUGCUGAGAGGGAGCUGCUUUGGAGAGCUGCCAGCUGCACGAGGGAAUAUCGCAAUCACUACACGACACAGAUACUGGGCAACUCGACAACAGUGGCUCAAAAGACAACAGGUUUGGCGCAGAUGUAUGAACAGAAUCCCGAUUUGAUCAGUGCCAUAUUCUCAAUGAUCACUGAGGAUAUUCAGCUGUUGUAUGCAGCUUUGGGCAGCUGGUCAACCACAGCUGAAGUGCUGAGCGAUUUGGCCGAUUACUUUACAACAUCAGAGCAAGAGCAACAAUUCUCCGAAUUCAUAGACAAAAACUCGGCGCUAUUUGGUGAUUCGGCCUCAACAUUGAAGACAGCUCAGAGCACAGUGAGCACAAAUCUGCAAUGGGCAGAUCAGCGUUUGGGCAAAUUAGUCAAUUUUUUGGCAUCAAGAAAUAGCGCCGCUGGACUCACGAUAGCCACAACUUUGCUAAUGCUGAUGUCGACUUUAAUAAGUUUAUUGUUGAAGUAGCCAAUGUUGGCAAAUGUUGAUUCAUUGUAAAUUAAAUUAUAUAGGAUAAUUUGUAAAUACUUUUCUAAUAUCAAUCAAAAUAUACUUUGUA
Drosophila nasuta is the source of this 5441-nucleotide messenger RNA. Its product is annotated as membrane alanyl aminopeptidase-like. Bases 2 to 5350 code for a protein of 1782 amino acids. Gene Ontology annotation, biological process: peptide catabolic process; proteolysis. Gene Ontology annotation, cellular component: cytoplasm; membrane. Lineage: Eukaryota; Metazoa; Arthropoda; Insecta; Diptera; Drosophilidae. The record is from RefSeq and is a predicted model, not a curated record. Gene Ontology annotation, molecular function: zinc ion binding; peptide binding; metalloaminopeptidase activity. The transcript has 12 exons.